UGUAUGUUUGUGUUUGUGUAUGCCUGUGAAACUUUCAUAAGGCAACACAGUCAAAUGCAAAGGUUCUUUUUGUGUCACAGACACUUUUGGCAGUUCGGUCAAGCCUUCUCAGAACAAUGUUUUUAAAUGUAUUAAACAAAAUACAGAGGAUUAAAAAGAUACCCAACUGUUUUGAUAUAGUUUAGCAAAAUACUAAAAACAACAAACAAUAGCAACAACAACAACAACAACAACAACAACAACAAAGCAGACAAGUUCAUGGGCCCCAGCUGAAGAACUUCUGGUCUAUUGGACAGAUUAUUGAGCUAGGAAUCAGGAAUCAUGGCUCUGGGCAAUAUUCCUACCAUAUUGUUGUCUUAUCUAGAGCAGGCCAGUUAUCUUUUACAUUAUUACUGUUUCAUUCAGAGGUAUUGUGAGAAUUUAGAUACAUGAAGAAUAGUGUGGUCCUUGAAUGUAGACCAGUAUAUAGAGGGUAUGAUGGUUGUAGAAUUUUUAGAGUCAAUGUUGGAUGAAAUCUUUUAUAUGUCAAAUAUUUCUGUUUAUGGUGAAAUAAGCUAGAAUCGAUUCUCCUGAUGAAAAAAACAGAGAAUAAAUGUCUUAUGUUGGCACUUACAACAAACAGUUGGUUGGGUACAUUGGAGAUCUAAUAUCUUGGAGAAAGGGAAAGAGAGAGAGAGAGAGAGAGAGAGAGAGAGAGAGAGAGAGAGAGAGAGAGAGAGAGAGAGAGAGAGAGAGAGAGACAGAGAGACAGAGAGACAGAGACAGAGACAGAGAGAGACAGAGAGAGAGACAGAGAGAGAGACAGAGAGACAGAGAGAGACAGAGACAGAGACACACAGACAGACAGACAGAAGAGAUAGAGACAGAGACAGAGAGAGACACAGAGAGAGACUAUAAUAGAAACUCAAAGAAACUUGCGGUCUCUAAGCAUCUGAAAGCUGGGGAAUUGAUUUGACAUUGUUAAACUUUACAAGUAUAUUUAUCUUUUGGGUUUUUAUGAAGCCCUCAAGAAAAACUUGUUUAACAAUCUCCACUACUCCCCCCAACUGCAUGGCUUCUUUACAUCAUGCUUACAUAGUCUUUGGGAUGUUGAAUGCUCUUGUUAUACUUCAUAUCCCCAACUACUAUCCUCAGAAAAGGGGAAGGAGAUAUUUUAUUUAGCAGAAGCAUGUUCCAUAAGCUACUCUUCUCUCAGGAAACAUUCCACAAGCAUCAUUUUAACUAUAGGGAGAUGUAUUCAGAGAACAGAGCCAGAUAUUUAAACCAUUUGUAUUUUUCUGGCAAAAUGAUAUUCACUUAUCAAGUGAACUCUUCCUUAUUUUUUUUUAACCCCUUACUUUUCAUCUUAGAAUCAAUACUGUGUAUUGGUUCCAAGGCAGAAGAGCAGUAGGGCUAGGCAAUAGGGGUUAAGUGUUUUUCCAGGGUGACACAGCCAGGAAGUGUCUGAGACCAGAUUUGAACCCAGAACCUCCCAUAUCUAGACUUUCAAUCCACUGAGUCACCUACCUGCCCAAAGCUUUCCUUAUUGAAAACUAUUUUCUAAAGAAGGGUGAUUGUAUGAAAAGGAUGUUAGAGGGUAUGGAGCAUCCCAACUGAUACCUUGGGUUCUAACCUUGCUGCUUUCUUUGGGACUUCCACUUCCUAACAUGUUUAACAAGGUGAUUAAAAAAACCUUUCCUUCCAUCUUAGAAUCAAUACUAUGUAUUGACUCCAAGGCAGAAGAAUGGUAAGGGCUAGGCAAUGGGGAAGUGUAUGAGGUCAGAUUUGAACCUAGCACUUCCCAUCUCUAGACCUGACUCUUAAUCCAGUGAGCCACCAAUUGCCCUCUUAACAAGGUGAUUCUUAUUGUCAUGAACAAUACACUGGGCCCUCUUCCUGAAGUAUACUAUAUCUUGAUAGCAAAGAACAUAUUUGAAUUGUAGUUAUGUAUGUAAGCAACAUGGGAUUCAUUUAGGUAAAGAGACACUGGAUCUUUUCUUAAAAUUAUCUCCUAUUCUGUAUGAAAUAUAAUAUGAAAGGAGAACUAGAAGGGUGGAAUGAUGAUGUAUCAGCUUGAUUUGGAAUAUGGAGACUAAUCUUGAGCUGCCAGAAUGGAAGAUAAGAAAAGCCACAAUGGGAAGUUUCUGAUGCUCAAGAGACUGAUAAAGCUGAACUGGAGUUGAUUAAUGCUUACACCACUGGACCAUAGCUAAAUACUUUUUUGGACAGUGAUGCUUGCUUUGCUUUUGAGUUGGUUCUCUGACUUGGUCAGUUUGUGGGUUUCUUCUCUCUCCUCCUGUGCCUCCUCUAAUACCUAAGACUAUUUUGGUUUGUUUGAGACAACUUAAGGACUAUGAGAAUGGUCAUUACAAAUCCCAAUAGUACUUGAGCAGUAUAUGAGUAAUGCUUAAGAGUGGGUGAGUGUAGGGUCUUCCCUAACAGAAUAUACAACUGUUAAUUUCAUGUGUUGAAAUUCAAAAAGGAGUUACAUUACAAAGUUUCCAGAAAAAGAUCUCUCAAUCUAUGUAUUCCACUCAGUGAAUUUUCUAGGAUCUGGACAUAUAUGUGACCUAAGAUCCUAUAUGGACAGAAAGUCUUUCCUGGAACACAGAUUAACAAGCUAAAUUACAGUACUUGUUUAAUUACGUAGUAGCUUUCCAUUCUAUCAAUUCUCCCCAAUAAUCAAAUGUAUUCCUUCAAGCAGGACAGUUAUGCAUUGUCUCUAGUGGGCUAUUUGCAUGGAAUCACCAGAACCCAAUGUGAUUGAUGUCCCUGUGUCAUUAGGUGAAUAGGAAAGUUGUUAAUGACAUCUUAACCAAGUUGCUGUAGAUUCUGGAAAGUUGGUUUCUUGUGGUCUACUGAGAAAUAGGCAUGUGUUUCCUUCAUCAGUUAACAUGAUGCAUCUCUCCUUGUCUUCUUUUUCUUUGCGUCUCCUUUGUGUUUGUGUGUGAGUGUGCUGGGAACAUUAAUCCUGUUUCAUGCUCAUUACUGCUUCACAACUGUUCAGUAAUUACUGGAAAAACGAGCCUUGGCCUUUAAUGAUCAUUACCCACGUGCCCCUCUUCCAAGAUGUGGGGAUGCCUUCCUUUCGUGGUUCCGAUUCUCUCCUCCUUCAUCACUCAGCUGGCAAAGCCAAGCAGAGCCCAGAUUAUGCUGUGUUUUCCCACUGACAGCCCCAUUUGAUUCCCCUGCUUAAUGCAGAUCCCUAAUGCAGGCUCACGUGGGUCUGUAAAUGACACAAUGAGGACUAAGCUAUUCCCAGCCUUCUGAAGCUUGUACACCCGUGGAUUGGUACAAUCGUGGCUUCUUGCAGGUGAACUCAACGUCCCUGGUCCCCGGCUCGGAAUGCAGCAGCUUGGUUGUUUGCCUUCUUCCCCAUCUGCUUUUUUUUUUUAAUGAACCUAAAAUGAGAAAAUAUAGGAGAGGUUUUUAAGAAGAGAGAAGGAAAGAAAUCCAUGUCAUGUGCUUCAGCAGAGGCAGUUUGAGCAACCGCGGUAGCAGCAAGCACCAGCAACAGGAACACGGCAGCAGCAAGUCAUUAAGGCAGACUGCACCAUUUUCUUCUCACCCUGCAUAGAGGUGCUCCUGGGAGCUGCAAUCCACAGCCCACCCCCUAUUGGUACGACGGAGGUGGCUUCUUCCUGGCCCCAGUCAGAGGGCACAGAUUGUCUGGAGGAGUUACAAAAGACUCUUCCAGUUGGGGAUGUGUGCCUAAAGGAUGGCUAUUUCACCUGGUCAGAUGCUUAUUUGCCCUUAUAGCCACAGAACUGCAGAAGAGGCUCCCGUUUAGCACUCCUCGUUGGUGUUUUCUGUUUUUCCACCUGGCAUCUCAUUCUCUCUGCAUGAGCAUUUGUGUGCAGGUGUGUAUUUGUGGGAGUGUUUUGGUAUGCUGCAGUGAAUUAUGGGUGGUGCAGAGGCUAAAGGAAGAGUGUGACCUAUCACGGAGGUGGAGAAGUAUAUGAUUCUGUGAGUGGUUUUGGCUGCCAGCCGUUGCUCCGUGGGGGGGAGGAAAUCUUUAUCUAUAUGCAACAUCACCUGGAUUGCUGUGGAGUGGAAAUUAAUUCUCAGGGACUGCCACUGUCUGCUUCUGCAAAAUGGCUCAUGCUGCUGCUUCCAUUAAGAAAGUUCGGGAGGCUGAGCUCGAUGAAAAGGAGAAAAACCUUGAGAGGGAGAGAAAAAAACAACGGAAAAUCCCUAGGGAGCGAAUAGAGAGGAAACGCAAGUCUGACAGCAAUGCCAGCUUUCUCAGAGCAGCCAGAGCUGGCAAUCUCGACAAAGUCGUAGAAUAUCUGAAGGGAGGAAUAGACAUCAACACAUGCAAUCAGAAUGGACUCAAUGCCUUGCACCUGGCAGCCAAGGAAGGCCAUGUGGGACUGGUCCAAGAGUUGUUGGGAAGAGGAUCAGCAGUAGAUUCUGCCACUAAGAAGGGAAAUACAGCUCUACACAUUGCAUCUUUGGCAGGACAAGCUGAAGUUGUCAAAGUUCUGGUUAAAGAAGGAGCCAAUAUUAAUGCGCAGUCUCAGAAUGGCUUCACUCCUCUAUAUAUGGCAGCUCAAGAGAACCACAUUGAUGUAGUGAAAUACUUGUUGGAAAAUGGAGCUAAUCAGAGCACUGCUACUGAGGAUGGCUUCACCCCCCUGGCUGUGGCACUGCAACAGGGACACAACCAAGCUGUGGCAAUCCUCCUGGAGAAUGAUACCAAGGGGAAAGUCCGGCUGCCUGCUCUCCACAUUGCUGCUAGGAAAGACGAUACCAAAUCUGCAGCCCUCCUGCUCCAAAAUGACCACAAUGCUGAUGUUCAAUCCAAGAUGAUGGUGAAUAGGACAACUGAGAGUGGUUUUACCCCAUUGCACAUAGCUGCACACUAUGGAAAUGUUAAUGUGGCGACACUUCUUCUCAACCGAGGAGCUGCUGUGGACUUCACAGCUAGGAACGGAAUCACUCCUCUGCAUGUGGCUUCCAAAAGGGGAAACACAAAUAUGGUGAAGCUCUUAUUGGAUCGUGGAGGUCAGAUCGAUGCCAAAACCAGGGAUGGGCUGACACCACUUCAUUGUGCAGCACGGAGUGGGCAUGACCAGGUGGUAGAACUUCUUCUAGAACGAGGAGCCCCCUUGCUGGCAAGGACCAAGAAUGGACUAUCUCCACUCCACAUGGCUGCACAAGGGGACCAUGUUGAAUGCGUUAAGCACCUACUACAACAUAAAGCCCCAGUGGAUGAUGUCACUCUGGAUUACCUAACUGCCCUCCAUGUUGCUGCACACUGUGGACACUAUCGUGUGACCAAACUUCUCCUGGACAAGAGAGCCAAUCCCAACGCCAGAGCCUUGAAUGGUUUUACUCCACUGCACAUUGCGUGCAAGAAAAACCGCAUCAAAGUCAUGGAACUGCUGGUGAAAUAUGGGGCUUCAAUCCAGGCUAUAACAGAGUCUGGCCUCACACCAAUACAUGUGGCUGCUUUCAUGGGCCACCUGAACAUAGUCCUCCUUCUGCUGCAAAAUGGAGCCUCUCCAGAUGUCACUAACAUUCGUGGAGAGACUGCACUACAUAUGGCAGCCCGGGCUGGGCAGGUGGAAGUAGUCCGUUGCCUUCUAAGAAAUGGUGCUCUUGUGGAUGCCAGAGCCAGGGAGGAACAGACUCCCUUGCACAUUGCUUCUCGCCUGGGUAAGACAGAAAUAGUCCAGCUGCUUCUACAACAUAUGGCUCACCCAGAUGCAGCCACUAAAAAUGGAUACACACCCCUGCACAUCUCAGCUAGGGAAGGCCAGGUCGAUGUGGCCUCGGUACUUCUGGAAGCAGGAGCAGCACACUCUUUAGCUACCAAGAAGGGAUUUACACCACUGCAUGUAGCUGCAAAAUAUGGGAGCUUGGAUGUGGCAAAAUUGCUCUUUCAACGCCGUGCUUCCCCGGAUUCUGCUGGCAAGAAUGGCCUCACCCCACUCCAUGUUGCUGCUCAUUAUGACAACCAGAAGGUGGCGCUGCUGUUACUGGAGAAAGGUGCAUCUCCUCAUGCCACUGCCAAGAAUGGCUAUACUCCACUGCAUAUUGCUGCUAAGAAGAAUCAGAUGCAAAUAGCUACCACAUUAUUGAACUAUGGAGCAGAGACCAAUAUUGUGACUAAGCAAGGGGUCACCCCACUUCAUCUGGCUUCUCAGGAAGGCCAUACUGACAUGGUAACUCUGCUCCUGGACAAAGGAUCCAAUAUCCACAUGUCAACUAAGAGUGGACUGACAUCCUUGCAUCUUGCUGCUCAGGAAGAUAAAGUAAAUGUUGCUGAAAUCCUUACUAAGCAUGGCGCCAACAAGGAUGCUCAGACUAAGCUUGGUUACACUCCUUUAAUUGUGGCUUGCCACUAUGGAAAUGUAAAAAUGGUCAACUUUCUUCUGAAGCAAGGAGCAAAUGUCAAUGCAAAAACCAAGAAUGGCUACACUCCGCUGCAUCAGGCUGCCCAACAAGGCCACACUCACAUCAUCAAUGUUCUUCUCCAGCAUGGGGCUAAACCAAAUGCUAUUACUGCUAAUGGCAACACUGCUCUAGCAAUUGCUAAACGUCUGGGAUACAUCUCUGUGGUCGAUACGCUGAAGGUUGUAACUGAGGAGGUCACUACCACCACAACGACGGUUACUGAAAAACAUAAGCUAAAUGUACCUGAGACAAUGACCGAGGUCCUUGAUGUUUCUGAUGAAGAAGGUGAAGAUACCAUGACAGGAGAUGGUGGAGAAUACUUGAGACCUGAAGAUCUGAAAGAAUUAGGUGAUGACUCUCUGCCCAGCAGCCAGUUCCUUGAUGGUAUGAGUUACCUGAGAUACAGCUUAGAAGGAGGACGAUCUGACAGCCUUCGAUCCUUCAGUUCAGACAGGUCCCACACACUGAGCCAUGCCUCCUACCUGAGGGAUAGUGCCAUGAUUGAUGAGACAGUUGUGAUCCCCAGCCACCAGGUAUCAACUCUGGCCAAGGAGGCAGAAAGGACUUCCUAUCGUCUUAGCUGGGGUACUGACCAUUUAGAUAAUGUGGCUCUUUCUUCUAGUCCAAUUCAUUCUGGUUUCCUGGUUAGUUUUAUGGUGGAUGCCCGAGGUGGUGCUAUGCGUGGCUGCAGACACAACGGGCUCAGGAUUAUUAUUCCACCUCGGAAAUGUACCGCCCCAACACGAGUCACUUGCCGACUAGUCAAACGCCAUAGACUGGCCACAAUGCCCCCAAUGGUGGAAGGAGAAGGCCUGGCCAGCCGGCUCAUUGAAGUUGGACCUUCUGGCGCUCAGUUCCUUGGGCCUGUGAUUGUGGAGAUCCCUCAUUUUGCGGCUCUUCGAGGAAAGGAGAGGGAACUGGUGAUUCUUCGAAGUGAAAAUGGGGACAGCUGGAAAGAGCAUUAUUGUGAAUACACAGAGGAUGAAUUGAAUGAAAUUCUAAAUGGCAUGGAUGAAGUGCUUGAUAGCCCUGAAGAUUUAGAAAAGAAACGGAUAUGUCGCAUCAUCACUCGAGACUUCCCACAGUACUUUGCAGUUGUGUCCCGUAUCAAGCAAGACAGCAAUUUAAUUGGACCAGAGGGAGGUGUGCUAAGCAGUACCGUGGUAUCCCAAGUGCAGGCUGUCUUCCCCGAGGGAGCACUAACAAAGAGGAUCCGGGUUGGUUUGCAGGCCCAACCUAUGCACAGUGAACUCAUUAGGAAGAUCCUGGGCAACAAAGCAACUUUCAGCCCUAUAGUCACAUUGGAACCCAGAAGAAGAAAAUUUCACAAGCCAAUUACAAUGACAAUUCCUGUGCCCAAAGCCUCCAGUGAUGGCAUGCUGAAUGGUUUUGGGGGUGACACACCUACUUUAAGGUUACUAUGCAGCAUAACAGGUGGAACAACUCCAGCACAGUGGGAAGAUAUCACAGGGACCACACCACUCACAUUUGUCAAUGAAUGUGUUUCCUUUACAACCAAUGUGUCUGCCAGGUUCUGGUUGAUAGACUGUCGACAAAUUCAAGAAUCUGUUACUUUUGCUUCCCAAGUGUAUAGAGAGAUCAUCUGUGUACCCUAUAUGGCCAAAUUUGUAGUUUUUGCCAAAUCACAGGAUCCCAUCGAAGCACGGUUGCGAUGUUUCUGCAUGACCGAUGACAAAGUGGACAAGACCCUGGAGCAACAGGAAAACUUUGCUGAGGUCGCCAGGAGCAGAGAUGUGGAGGUAUUAGAAGGAAAACCUAUCUACGUGGACUGCUUUGGGAAUCUGGUACCACUAACAAAGAGUGGUCAACAUCAUAUAUUCAGUUUUUUUGCCUUCAAAGAAAACAGACUUCCACUAUUUGUCAAGGUACGGGAUACAACUCAGGAACCUUGUGGAAGACUUUCAUUUAUGAAGGAGCCCAAAUCUACAAGAGGAUUAGUGCAUCAAGCAAUCUGCAACUUAAAUAUCACAUUGCCACUUUAUACUAAGGAGUCAGAAUCAGAUCAAGAACAGGAGGAAGAGAUCGAUAUGACAUCAGAAAAAAACGAUGAGACAGAAUCUACAGAAACAUCUGUCGUGAAAAGCCACCUCGUUAAUGAAGUUCCCGUCCUAGCGAGCCCGGACUUGCUCUCUGAAGUUUCUGAGAUGAAGCAAGACUUGAUCAAGAUGACUGCCAUCUUGACAACUGAUGCCUCAGAUAAGACAGGCUCUAUUAAGGUGAAAGAGUUGGUGAAGGCAGCUGAUGAAGAGCCAGGCGAGCCCUUUGAAAUUGUUGAAAGAGUUAAGGAGGACUUAGAGAAAGUGAAUGAAAUUUUGAGAAGUGGAACAUGCACCAGAGAAGAACGCCUAACUCAGAAGUCAGGGACAGAAUUAGUAGAAGAAGAGUGGGUUAUUGUCAGUGAUGAGGAAAUUGAAGAGGCUAAGCAAAAGGCACCUUUAGAAGUCAUUGAAUCUCCAUGUGUAGAGGUUAGAAUAGGAAAAGGGAAAAAAGAAGAAGCUCAAAAAGACCAAACUGCAAUAGUGAAGUAUCUCACUGAUGAUCUAAAUUCCUAUGAGGCUCUUCAUGAAGUGAGGCCACAAACAGGCCAAGAUUCAGUAGGAAAGAAAUCUGGGGCUACUGUUAUUAGCAGGAGCUCAGAAAAGGAGGGACAAGCUGAGACACAGAGUACACAAGAACCACACAGACCAACCUUGGGGAUAAAGAAGCCAGUGAGGAGGAAAUUAAAAGAAAAGCAGAAGCAGAAGGAGGGAAAGUUACAAACCAGUGAAGGAACAACUGACCUUAAGAAAGGUAGCUCAGAGGAGUCAUUAGAUGAGGAAUCAGGCUUAGCGCCUGAAGCUGUCCCCAGUGUCAGAGCUGUGUCCCCAGUAAUAGAAGAAACCCCUAUUGGCUCAAUAAAAGACAAAGUAAAGGCACUUCAGAAACGAGUAGAAGAUGAACAGAAAGGUCGCAGCAAAUUGCCUGUCAGGGUGAAAGGUAAAGAGGGUAUAGCUCAGGAGGUCCCUAAAAAGACAAUUCACAGGUCACAUCUACCUGUAUCACCCUCUGCUAAAACAGAAAGACAUGCACCUGCCUCACCAUCCACUAAGACAGAUAGACAUCCUCCUGUUUCAGGCUCAACUAAAACAGAGAAACAUUCACCUAUAUCACCCUCAGCCAGAACUGAAAAGCCUUCACUUAUGUCAUCUUCUGGGAAAACAGAAAAACACCCACCUGUAUCACCAUCCAACAAAACGGAGAGACGUCCACCUAUAUCACCUUCUGGGAAAACAGAAAAACACUCAUCUGCAUCACCUUCUGGGAAAACAGAGAAGCACCUACCCAUAUCACCCUCUGGGAAAACAGAAAGACACUCUUCCAUUUCACCAUCUUCAAAAACAGAAAAACAUCCACCUGUAUCACCAUCCUCAAGAACAGAGAAACAUUCACUUGUCUCACCCUCCUCAAAAACAGAGAAACAUCCACCUGUUUCAUCCUCCUCAAAAACAGAGAAGCACCCACCUGUAUCACCCUCCUCAAAAACAGAGAAACACCCACCUGUAUCACCCUCCUCAAAAACAGAGAAACACCCACCUGUAUCCCCAUCAUCAAGAACAGAAAGACUUGAAGAGACAAUGUCAGUUAGAGAAUUGAUGAAAGCCUUCCAGUCUGGUCAGGACCCGUCAAAACAUAAAACUGGAUUAUUUGAGCAUAAAUCAGCAAAACAAAAACAGCCACAAGAGAAAGGAAAAGCCCGAAUAGAAAAAGAGAGGGGACAUGCACUAACACAGAAAGAAAGCCCCCAGAAAUCAGACAGUCAGACAAUCAAACGAGGCCAGAAAUUUCAAGCAACAGCAUCUCCUGACUCCAAGAGAGGAGCUCGGAUUUCCUCUGGAGUCAUUAAGAGAGAAGAUGUACUUAGUGGAAAGGAGAAAGGCUUGGGUCUUAAAAUAACUGAACCCACUCACUCAGUGCUUCAGGAAGAAAGUCCCAAAGACAGUGCCUUUGCAAAGGGAAAGGGAAAUGAUGAACUGGGAGACCUUGAUCUUCAGAUCAGCCCAGACAGAAAAACCUCAACUGACUUUUCUGAGGUCAUUAAGGAAGAGCUAGAAGACAAUGACAGAUACCAACAGUUUCGACAACAUGAGGACACAGAAAAGGCACAGGUCCACUUAGACCAAGUGCUGACAAGUCCAUUCAAUGCCAGUUUUCCAUCUGAUUACAUGAAAGAUGGGUUUUUACCAGCACUGACUUUACAGAGCAGUGCUUUGGAUGGCAGCUGUGAAAGCCUUAAACAUGAAGGGGUAGCUGAUUCUCCAUGUGGAAGCAUCAUGGAAGGGACACCUCAAGUUAGCUCAGAGGAAAGCUACAAGCAUGAGGGGCUAGCAGAAACUCCUGAGACAAGUCCUGAAAGCCUUUCUUUCUCACCAAAGAAAACUGAUGAGCAAACUGGGGAAACAAAGGAUGCUGUGGUAGAUGGGCCAACUGAAACCCAUUCAACAAAACAAUCUUCUACAACCAAAGACAUUGUUGAUGCUUCUGAAGAGCUACAUGCUGUAGUAGUUGACGAGUCUAUCAUGCCCACUGAUGAGUGUUCUUCAAAAGAGGCUGAUGUGGACUGUUCUAGAGACAGACAAGAAGUUGGUUGCAUGAGCACCAGCAGCUGUAGUACAAAACUAUCCAAAGAAGCAUCAGAAGAAAUCACCAAGGAAGCUGCUGUUGAAAGUCAAUUGAUGCUUGAUAGUUCAACCUCCCUAACACAAACUGGCGGUGAGGAUAAAGAAUCAACCACCAUUGAACACACCACUCUGACAGGAACUUCAGAGGUUUCUGAUACCCCAGUCCAGAAAAAAGAAGACUUGAACUCCUCUGUAAAGGAGAGUAAGGAAACAGAAUCUGAGCACCGUGGAACUGUUAGAAGCCCCCAAGGACUAGAACUUUCCCUUCCCAGCCAUGAUAGUGAAGGUCUCAGCCCUGUAGCUGAUGAGUCAUUGGCAAUCAGUCACAAAGACUCUUUGGAAGCUAGUCCAGUUCUAGAAGAUAACUCUUCCCACAAAACCCCUGAUUCUCUGGAGCCAAGUCCUUUGAAGGAAUCCCCCUGCCGUGAUUCCCUUGAAAGCAGUCCUGUUGAGCCAAAGAUGAAACCUGGAAUCCUCACAGGUCAUAUUCCAUUUCCCGCGCCCUCCUCCAAAGCCGAAGUCUUCACAGAACUAGCUUCUGUGCGUUCGAGGCUUCUUCGUGACCCUGAUGGUAGUGCUGAGGAUGACAGCUUGGAACAAACCUCUUUGAUGGAGAGUUCUGGAAAGAGUCCUCUUUCUCCUGACACCCCUAGUUCAGAAGAGGUUAGUUAUGAAAUCACCCCGAAAGCAACUGAUGCUGAUGCACCUAAGCCAGCUGUCAUCCCUGAAUGUACAGAAGAAGAUGAUUCAGAAAAUGGAGAAAAGAAGAGAUUCACCCCUGAGGAAGAAAUGUUUAAAAUGGUAACCAAGAUUAAAAUGUUUGAUGAGCUUGAACAGGAAGCCAAACAGAAGAGAGAUUGCAAAAAGGAAUGUAAACAGGAAGAGUCCUCUCCAGGCUCUGACCCAGAUGCUGACAGGACAAUUGCAGCAGAAGAAACAAAGUCUAUGGGGAGUGAGGAAAAGGAAGGGGACACACUGGUAGUAGUGAUAUCUGAAAGCAGAAAGACAUCUUCAUCUUCAGAGAGUGAGCCUGAGUUGACUCAGCUGAAGAAGGGUGUUGACUCAGGACUCCUACUGGAACCAGUUAUCCGAGUACAGCCUCCUUCUCCACUUCCAUCUGACAUAGAUUCCAAUUCUAGCCCUGAAGAAGGAUUCCAGCCCAUCGUUUCUAAGCAAUACACUUUCAAAAUGGAAGAAGAGACACAGGAAGAACCAGCAAAACCAACAAUGGACAAAGAUUCUGAACCUCUUUCACCUGAGGAAAGACAUACCAUUUCUGUUGAAGAAUCAGAGGCUCUGCAUUCUGAUCCAAUCAAGGAGAUAGAAACUGUUGGAGCAAAGACUUGUACUGGACAUGGAUGUGAACCUAGCAGUCCUACUAAGCCACACAUUCCCUUCCAUCCAGGUGUCCAAACUUUCACUAGUGAUGAAGCUGAAGAAGAUUUGGUAGCCCACAAAGAAUCAUUAAGUGAGCAGGAUAUUCUUGAGAAUGACUUAGCAGGAGAAAAACAAGAUAGCGAUUUUUCCAGAGUUGAAUCUACCAAAGUAGAUUGUCCCUGUGAAGAAAGCUCUCAGAUCUUGCCCUCAGUUUCCCACUGCUCAACAUCUGAUGAAAUGGAACAAGAUAAAGAUAUAUCUGCAAUGUCCCCAACUACAGAAGUGUGUGUGGCAAAAAGUGAUGACAGUUUUGAGAGCUCUCCCAAGACCAUUCCUACUGAAGACCCACCCAUUACUACUGAGACAGGUAAAUUGUCCCCAGGUAUUCCUGUAACUGAUUCAGUUGACACUGAUGAAUUGUAUGCUCCACAGAUCACAAGCCCUUAUGAAAAUGUCCCUUCCCAAUACUUUUUCUCUAGCGAAGAAAGUAGGACCAAAACAAUCACCAGACAAACGGGAAACUUGCUUUCCACUGAAGCUCAUUCUAUUACCAUAAAAUCCUCUAUUGAUGAUACAAUAGUAGAGAGUUCCUUUAGUGGAUCUGUUUCAAAGGAGACAUCACUUUUUGAAGACCAGUACAUGGAAAUAGAAUCAAAACAAGGAAGUUCCCUACAAACCGGUGAUACUGCCUCAUCCCUGGAAACUCCUGCCUCUGUCAGUGAGCAGAGAAGUAAAGUCAUCAUCACCAAAACUGAUGUGGAUUCUGAUUCCUGGAGUGAAAUACGGGAAGACGAUGAAGCAUUUGAGGCUCGAGUGAAAGAAGAAGAACAAAAGAUUUUUGGACUGAUGGUAGAUAGGCAGUCACAGGGUACAACGCCUGACACCACACCUGCUAGAACUCCAACUGAAGAGGGGACACCUACAAGUGAGCAAAAUCCCUUUCUCUUCCAAGAAGGAAAACUGUUUGAAAUGACCAGAAGCGGUGCCAUUGACAUGACCAAAAGAACCUAUGCAGAUGAAAGUUUCCACUUUUUCCAAAUUGGGCAGCAGACCAGCCAAGAGACAUUACCCAAAGACAUAAAAGAAGGGAUGACUACAGUGGAGCCCUCUCAGUUGGAGAGAUUACCAGAAUCAGUGGUAGAUUCUGAGGAAACAGUUGCACAAGAAACAGACUUGCCACCAGACUUGAGUGAGAAAGUAGAAGAAAAAGCUUCUGCAUAUCCUGGAGCCACCAAAGCUGAGCAGACAUCAAGAAUUCCAGUUAAAGUAGGAAUUUCAGCUUCUUCUCAAUCAACUACAAAAGAAAUUAUUUCUACAGAUGCUACAGAAGCUGAGACUUCCUCCCCUCAGGAAACUGGUGGCAUGCCCAGUGUGUCCAGCACCGCUCAGAUGCCUUGUUCUGACACCUCUGAGCCAAUCACAGAAGUUCAGUUAGAUUUUUCUACUGUCACCAGGUCUGUCUAUUCUGAACGAGAGGAUGAUUCCCCAGAUUCUUCCCCCGAGGAUCAGAAAUCUGUGAUUGAAAUACCAACUGGAGCCACAGAGAUCGUGCCUUCUGCUGAAAGCAAGUCCAAAAUUCCUGUCCGGACUCUACCAGCUUCAUCCCUAGAAUUGCCAGCCAUAGAAAGUGAGAGUUCCAUUUCUGAGGAUUCUGCACUCAGCCCAAAUGAUGAAAGUAAGAACGAUGAAACAAAACCAAAGUCUAAGAUCCCCAUCAAAGCUUCCUUCCAAAGAGUUGAGCAGCAGUUUACACACACAGAGACAUCUGACCAGCAGACAGCAACUCCUCAACCCCCAGACCCAAUAAGCAAAGGAUCUGAUAAUCGAAGUAAAUCUGAAUCUGAUGCUAGUUCUUGGGACUCAAAGACCAAGCGUUCAGUAAAAGCUAGGAGUUGUGGUGAGGUAGAAUCAGAGACCAGAGAGAGUGCAGGGGAAACCCAGUUUGAGUUAGAAACAGAUGAGGGAACUCUUCGACCAAAGACAUUUUCCUCAAGGUUGCCAGUUAAAAGCAGAAACGCCUCCUCAUCCUGCAGGUCUGUUAGUCCCACAAAAGAUAGUAAGGAACAUUUUUUUGACCUUUACAAAAAUUCUAUAGAGUUCUUUGAGGAGAUUAGUGAUGAAGCUUCCAAGUUAGUAGAUAGGCUUACCCAGGCAGAGAGGGAGCAAGAAUUAGUAUCAGAUGAUGAAAGCAGCAGUGCCCUGGAAGUUUCUGUAAUUGAAAAUGUGCUACCUGUUGAGACCGAGCAGUCAGUGCGAGAGGACAUCUUUGAUACCAGGCCCAUUUGGGAUGAGUCCAUUGAGACUCUGAUUGAGCGCAUUCCUGAUGACAAUGGCCAUGAUCAUGCUGAAGAUCUGCAGGAUGAGCAAGAGCGUAUUGAAGAGAGAUUGGCUCAUAUCGCUGAUCAUCUUGGCUUUAGUUGGACAGAAUUAGCAAGAGAACUAGAUUUCACAGAAGAACAAAUUCACCAAAUUCGAAUUGAGAACCCCAAUUCCCUACAAGACCAGAGUCAUGCAUUACUGAAAUACUGGCUUGAAAGAGAUGGUAAACAUGCCACAGACAAUAGCCUCACUGAGUGUCUAACUAAGAUCAAUCGAAUGGAUAUUGUCCAUCUAAUGGAAACUAGCACCAUGGAACCUCUCCAAGAGCGUACAAGUCGUAGUUAUGCUGAGAUUGAACAAACAAUUGCACUGGACCAUAGUGAAGGAUUUUCAGUGCUACAGGAAGAGAUGUGUACCCCACAGCAUAAGAAAGGAGAGCAAGCUAUUUCUAAAGAGCAAGAGCCAUCAUCUGACCAUCCUCCCAUUGUCUCUGAAGAGGACAUUUCUGUUGGCUAUUCUUCUUUUCAGGAUGGUAUCCCUAAAACUGAGGGAGACUUGACAGUGGAAGAGCUCACUCAACAGACUCACAAAGAAGGAGUGCAAACUGAGUUCUCAGGGAAAUUUGAAGAUUUGAUACAGGAGUCAUCUGUCGACCACCAGCAGGAAUAUUUUGUCACCACUCCAGGAACCGAACAGGAAGAAGCAAGAAAAGUUGUCCAAGUGUCUGGUUCUCUAAGCAAAACACCGGAAGAAAUUACUGCAACUUCUGAAGAAGAAAGGCUCUGCCUCCAGACCCCAACAGCUAGUGAUCAAGGAGAAUCUCCCAUUGUCCAAGAGCCUGAAGAGUUCCCAUUAAAUCAGGAAGCCAGUUCUCCAAGGAGAAGUAGUCUUGUGAUUGUAGAGUCAGCUGAUGACCAGCCACAAAAAUUUGAAAAAUUUGAAGAGGAAUCUUUUGAAAAGGGAGAUGAUAUGCCUGAAAUACCAUCAGAAACUGUAACAGAAGAAGAAUACACUGAUGAACAUGGACACACUGUAGUGAAGAAGGACAACAAUGAAUAAAGCCAGGACACAGAAGAGGACUGUGGUAAAGGACCAGCAUGGAAAACACAUUCACUUGGAACAGCUGGAGGAUGUACCAGAAGCACUCAAUCCAGACGAUCUCCAGCACGACCUCCAGCAACUUCUUAGACAUUUCUGUAGGGAGGACUGGAAGCAUGAGGCCAAAUGAGGGGCUGCCCACAUCUCAUACCAGAAACCACAUACCCACUUAGUAUGCAGCUUUCACUUUCUUCAGUAGGUGUAGUGAUCAUAAAAUUGCCUAAUUAAUGGGAUACACUGGCAUUUCUGCUUCUAUCACGCACCGUGCUUUUGGUUUUCUUCUUUUCUUUUCUUUUCUUUUGUUUUUUUAACUGUAAGCUAAUUUGUGACCAAAGAUAGUAUCCUUCAUUCUGGAUGGUUUAUCCACUAAAUUGUUGUCUUUGUGCUCUCCUGGGAACUGGCCACCUCCAUUGUUCCUUUGCUUCUGCACUAGUUCCACGAGAAUCCAUUGAUCUGGACAGCAUCAUCUGCAGACCUCUUCGAGUGACCAUGUAUAUGUUCUGAUGAAAAGAAUACUGACACAAACUGUACAUAGCUAAAGUGCUUGAACUCACAAAACUUUAAAAAAAUGUCUAUCAUGACUACACUUAUCAUCCUGGAAUAAAAGGGUUUAUAGAAAUUGCUGAACAAUGAUUAAUAAAGAUAUUGCUAACACAAUCGACUGAAAAUACAGAUCUGCUGCAAAAGCGCCCUUCCAACCUACCUUGUCCAUAGGACUUCCAGCUUAGUGACCUCUCGCCGCGAAGGGCUAAGGGUCAGGGGGUGAUCACCUGCGAGUACAGCCCUUGCUAUGAAGUACCCACUGGCCAUGCCCAGCUACACGUUAAGACUCUCUAACUGCCACUUAAAGAAUUCUAGGGGACUAAAACCAUUGGAGGAACUAAAGACAACAAUCAGAUCUCUAGCAGCUAAACUUCGUCUUAUGGCACAUUGGAACUUGAAGAUCCUUCCAAUUGGGACUCAUGGGCAGGGUGUAUUAAAUAGCUAUAACACAGUCUUUUUUUUUUUGUUCUCACUGCUUUAGCAAACCACAUUGUCUUACUGGUGGUACGUUCUGCUGGCCCACCGCACUGUAGAUAACUCAGUGGGAAACAAAGUUUACUCGCUAGACAUAAACUCCUUCACCAUGUUUGUUUGUUUUUAAUUUUCUGGAUUGCCUCUUCCCAGAUACACGCAUGUGGCAUUUAAAAUUUUAAUCCAAGAACAAAAACCCUCUUGUAAUCAUGUCGAGAGCUUAUCAUCCUUUCCUCUUAGCACUGAGUGAUCCGUUUUAAACUUCUGAUUGGGACCGUUUUCCGUUUGCAGUUGAGGUACAGAAAGUUUGAUUUCAGUUAGUAUUUUUGGUUUAUUUGUUUACAUUUUUGGCUGACACUAAGACUUACAAGAGCAUUUCUGCACUUUUUGUUUGGUUUCAAAGAAGGGAAUAGAAAAUCUGAGAAAUUUCCAUGUCCUAUCCCUUAUUCUUCUAGUGGUUGGAGCUGUGUAGUAUUUUAACAUAUAUAUAUAUAUACAAAUAUCUACAUAUAAACAAUAUAAAUUUUGAAUCAGUUAUUUGAUAAAAUAUAUUCAAAGAUGAAGGAAAAAAUGAGUCAGUCCUCCAGGGACUGAAAAAUUUCCAAUCCUAUCUGGUCUUUUCCUGUUGUGUGGGGAAAAAAAAAUGACUCACUCCUCCCUCUGAAAGUAAAAAAAAAAUAAUAAUGAUAAAAUAAAUAACAAAGGUGGCAUACAAUGGCACUUGAUCACUAAAGUAACAAUGCCAAGAGGAAAAAAAAAGCCUUUCUUGGGAGGCAAGGCUGCUCAGAGGCCAACCCCCCAAGACUCCUGUACUAGCACUUUUUGGCAGUCAGAUAGGAAAUAAAGUGUUCUUUGGCACUCACAAUGAGAGAGGUCCAGGGUAGAACAUUGAGGACACACCAUGGCUUUCUUCUUGUCAAGGACAGCAUUGGUUGACUUUUAAUGGAGCUCAAGAAAAGCAUUUCUGUUGUGUUACUUGCGGUGCAGAUGAUGUCUGUGUAACAACAUAAUGGUUAUUCACCUUUUUUGAUUUUGGUUUUUUGCUGUGUUAUCAAAGAACUUGAAUACUGUGAGAAAAAAAAAAGUGAAUUUUAAGUUGAUGAAUCAGCAUCUUGUUCCCAUGGUGAUAACACCAAUUGAAUAUAUCUAUGAGGGCAUGUAUUAGUUAAAGGAAAAAAAUACAACACUAACAACACAUAGCUGCAAUGUGUACAAUGGCUGAUUUAAUUAAAUAAAAUGUACAAGUGUUAAAUGUA
Messenger RNA from Monodelphis domestica (gray short-tailed opossum), 18124 nucleotides. It is a transcript of the gene ANK2, whose product is annotated as ankyrin 2. NCBI's taxonomy places the organism in Eukaryota, Metazoa, Chordata, Mammalia, Didelphimorphia, Didelphidae. The record is from RefSeq and is a predicted model, not a curated record. Gene Ontology annotation, molecular function: protein binding. Gene Ontology annotation, biological process: signal transduction.